UGAGUGGGUGUCUCUUUGAGAAGCAGAAAGAGAGAAGGAAAGAGAGAACGAAAGAGAGGUGUUUCCCUUGGCGAUGGAAACUCUAUAAAGAGAGAGCCGGCUUGUCUUCUCUCGAGCAGCCAGAAAAACAGCUGUGCCAGCCUUGGCCCUGACACCUUCGCUGGGGGCUAGCCCGAGGAACCGGCUGCCAUGCAGCAGCCCUUCAGUUACCCGUACCCCCAAAUCUACUGGGUGGACAGCAGUGCUAGCUCUCCCUGGGCCUCUCCGGGCUCGGUCCUCCCGUGUCCGUCCUCUGUGCCGGGAAGGCCUGGGCCGAGGAGGCCGCCGCCGCCGCCGCCGCCAACACUACCACCGCCGGCGCCCUUAGCUCAGCUGCCGCUGCGGCCGCUGAAGACACGGAGGGACCACAACACAGGCCUGUGUCUCCUUGUGAUGUUUUUCAUGGUUCUGGCGGCCCUGGUGGGGCUGGGGCUGGGGAUGUUUCAGCUCUUCCACCUACAAAAGGAGCUGGCUGAACUCAGAGAGUCCACCAGCCAAAGUCCUAGAGCAUCAUCUUUGGAGAAGCAAAUAGGUCAACCCAAUCCACCCUCUGAAAAAAGGGAGCUGAGAAAAGUGGCCCAUUUAACAGGCAAGCCCAACUCAAGAUCCAUCCCUCUGGAAUGGGAAGACACAUACGGAAUUGCCCUUGUCUCUGGGGUGAAGUAUAAGAAGGGUGGCCUUGUGAUCAAUGAUACUGGGUUGUACUUUGUGUAUUCCAAGGUGUACUUCAGGGGUCAGUCCUGCAACAACCAGCCCCUGAGCCACAAGGUCUAUAUGAGGAACUCUAAGUAUCCCCAGGAUCUGGUGCUGAUGGAGGGGAAGAUCAUGAACUACUGCACUACUGGCCAGAUGUGGGCCCGUAGCAGCUACCUGGGGGCGGUAUUCAAUCUCACCAGCGCUGACCGUUUAUAUGUCAAUGUAUCUGAACUGUCUUUGGUCAGUUUUGAGGAAUCUCAGACAUUUUUUGGCUUAUAUAAGCUCUAAGAAAAGCACUUUGGGAAUUCUCUCCAUAUGGUUCCCUGUUACAGGCACUGAAAAUAUGGUCUUGAAUGAGAGUCUUCUUAAGCCCACUUGAGGUCAAGUGAGAAGACAUGAGCCAAGAGUAUCUAGAGACCACAGGGUCCAGCAGGUCUAUACUUCCUCACCUCAUGGCCCAGCCAGGAGGGGGAGUAUGACUGAAGAACUUGAGACUCUGGGCUGCCGUGUGAAAGAUGCAGAGGCAGGAAGAAGCAGCUACCAGAGUGUUCUACACUCAUUUUAAGAGUCCAAAAGCAUUUUGGCACAUUGAAAAGGACACCUGUUAACUCACCUCUUAGGGUGGGUCUACUAUCUACUAUCUACCUCAGGGGAGGCUGUCUUUCAGAUCCAUGGAUGUGACGUGUGUGUAUAAGGGUUGGAAAAAGAGGACUAGUCUUGCAUGAUAAGCUUAAAGAGACCAAAGGCCAGUGUCGCACUGGAAGCAUCUUUACUUCUAAAGGCAGAGCUUGAGCCACCAGGUGAUGCUAAGACAGAAGUAAGGGGGAUCUUUUGGGAAGUUGUUCCAUUCCCCACACAGCGUGUACAUUUCCAGUGCAAUUUUCAGGGUAUGUGUGUGUGUGUGUGUGUGUGUGUGUGUGUGCAUGUGACUAAAAGAGUUAUGUAAGAAGAGACAAUGUGGAGAUUGUGAAGGAUAUGUUAGGAAAAUAUGGGUUGCAUUUAGUGGUAGAUUUUGAAUACUUCUUGGCAACUGACUCAGUUGUCCUCAAAAUAGUCCUCAAGACUCUUUAAUUGUCAGCUGUUGAUGCUGUUUUCCUAUAAUAUAAUCAGUAUUUAUAUACAUUUUGUGUAUUUUAAUAAAAAGAAUAUGUGUAAUAAAAAUUAUAUUUUAGAAUACAGGUCAACAUUAUGAAUGUACUUUUUGGAAAUCACUAAAAUUUGGGUUUUUUUUUUCCCUUAUUAUUUCUUUCCUCCAUGGCUUCUUCACUCCUUUUGCCUUAAGGCCACGUUAAGAAUUCACUGGAGUGAGAACUGUGAUGCAUAUCUAUUGUUGCCAGACACAUCUCUGCCCCAGUCUCUUUCCAUUAUCCAGAGUUUUUAUUACCUAUGUAUAUUUUUUUAAGAUUUUAUUUAUUUAUUUGAGAGAGAGAGAACAAGAGACAGAGAGCACGAGAGGGAAGAGGGUCAGAGGGAGAAGCAGACUCCCCGCCGAGCAGGGAGCCCGAUACGGGGCUCGAUCCCGGGACUCCAGGAUCAUGACCUGAGCCGAAGGCAGUCGCUCAACCAACUGAGCCACCCAGGAGCCCCUUUUAUUACCUAUAUUAUUGCCAAUGCUAAGCUCACCCAACUUUCAACAGGUUUGAUGACAACUUCCCCCAGGCUCCUCCAGGAGCAGAGCCAUAGCAUAGUGGAAAGGGCACUGACUUUGGACUGAAAAACCUGAACUUGAAUCUUUGCUCCUCUACUUUCUAAAUGCAAUCACUGGGUGAGUCACUUGACUUCUCCUGGACAAAAAUGACUGAUAUGUAUAUCAAGUAUCUGAUACAUGGCGUCUAUCAUUUUAAUAAGCCACUCUAUGAGAGUCACUUCUUGCUCCAGAAGAAACCACUGACCUGAGGCAUCCAUCCAAACACCUGGUUUCUUAGAUACUCCUGUUCUUCCCUCACAAUGACCUUUUCCUUUUUCUUCGACUGCUCACUACCAUAGCCUCCCCCGAGACUUUGUCUUUGUUAAAAACUAUGGUAUUUCCUUUACAAUUUGAUUUCAGACAUCUUAUUUUCACACCAUCUCCUAUUAUUCCAGCUCAAUUGCUCCAACAUUUUGUCUCCUAAAAUGUGUCUGUUUUUACCACAUUGAGACCUCUGAUAAACUCUAUCAUUUCCUUACAUAUCCAUCAGCUCCGUCUUAUUUUCACUCCUCUCUCUGACAAGCUUAGAUUCUACCCUCUGUCAUUACAAUCAGUAUCUUGGAAAAUUUCUCAAUUCCAGAAUAUUCUGUGUCCUUCACUGUAUUCUCCUUGCAAAACUCCCGUUUCUUUUAAGCUGGCGUCCUACAAGCUGGAUGUUGCUUAGAGAAAAAUUAGCCAAACAGACAGACUGGUUUCAGUUUAUUUUUAUCUAUCAUCUACCUAAAUCAAUUACUCUUUAUCACUGAUUUAUUUCUAUCUUUUGAUUGAUUUGAAUAAGUAAUACAUGUACAUAGUACAAAUUUUAAAAGGCACACAAAGAUAUAGGAUGGCAGUAAGUCCUCUUUUCACUUUUCCCAUGGCCCCAUUUCUGCCCACAGAGACUAUCACUGUCUCCUUAUGUAGGGUUCCAGAGAUGGUCUAUAUGUAUGACAUCAAUUUACAUCUGGGUUUCCCAACCUUGGUUCUAUUGACAUUCUGAGCUGGAUAAUUCUUUGUUGUGGGGGCUGUCCUGUGCACUGCAGUAUGUUUAGCAGUAUCUCUGCCUUCUAUCCACUAGAUGCUGGUAGCAUUGUCCUCUCCUCCAUAUGUGAUAACCAAGAAUAUCUCUAGGCAUUGCCAAAUGUGCCCAGGCUGGGGAUAGGAAGAAAAAAAUCAGCCCUGCUUGAGAAACACUGCUUUAUAUUAGUGAUCACAGAUCUCAAAUGGACAUUCAACGCUGCCUACCACUUCUUCUUCAGUUCCCUGCCAACCAUGUUUUUCCAUUGUUUGAGACAGUUACAUCAUAUCUUUUCCUCUUGCAAACCCCUCCUCCCAUUAUGGAACCUCACUUAUACCACCAGAACACACUACCCACAUCUGCACGAUCUCUUUCUUUUAUCCUUAUAGUGGAAGAAGAGGACCAUCUCUUCAUUUGUGCACUAGAUCCAUUUCUAUUCCCCUACUUUGCCUCUUUAAAAUUGUUCUUCUCUCUUCUGGAUUGUCAAAUCAUCUCUGUCUAUGAAGUGAUUUCUAUCAGCAUGAACAUAUGUUCAAAUAUCCUUUUUCAAUAAAAGACAGCCCAGCCCAAACCAAAAAAAUCCCAAACCUUUCUUUACCUUUCCUCUUCUCCAGUGAUGGUUGCAUUUCUCAUUUUCCUGGUAGAGACAAACAUCUGAGAAGGUUGUCUCCACACACAUGGGCUCUUUCCUUAGCCAGGAAUAGUCUUCUUCAGGCUCCUCAUGUGCCUGGCUUCUUCUUAUCUUUCAGGCCUUAGUUUAAAUGUCACCUCCUCAUUCUUAGAGCUCCUCUCUUUCUCAUUAUUUUAUUUCUUUUUAGUUCCUUAUUAGUAACUAGCAUAACUUGUGGUUAUAUUAUUUAUUUGACCACUUAAAAAUGUUUUUCCACUAAAAUAAAGUUCCCCAAACAAGACCUUUUCUGCUUUGUUUACCACUGUAUCCUCAACACCAAAUCCAGUGCUUGGCAUAUAUUAGGAACUCAAUAAAUAUCUGUUGACUGGAUAACCUUAAUUAUAAAACAAAUGUUUCUUAAUUUGGGUUAUGUGUGUAUGUUUCUCAGAGUAGUGAAUAUAUUCACUACUAGUCGUAGUGUUGCCUCAUGAAUAUAUGUGUGUGUUUCUCCAGCUUUGAGUAGAUUAUCUAAUGGGAAUUGGAGGCUACAGAUGGAAAAAAUAGUGCAUCCUCAUUCUUAGCACUGGAAAGCAAGAAAAAUCUAUUUGGUGUCUGGCAUUACCAGGAAUUAUUCAGGAUACUGUUGAGGGAAACUGCUGGGUAACUAAAGCUGAACU
Zalophus californianus (California sea lion) is the source of this 4706-nucleotide messenger RNA. It is a transcript of the gene FASLG, whose product is annotated as Fas ligand. NCBI's taxonomy places the organism in Eukaryota, Metazoa, Chordata, Mammalia, Carnivora, Otariidae. The transcript has 4 exons. The record is from RefSeq and is a predicted model, not a curated record. Bases 190 to 1023 code for a protein of 277 amino acids. Gene Ontology annotation, biological process: immune response; apoptotic process; extrinsic apoptotic signaling pathway via death domain receptors. Gene Ontology annotation, cellular component: membrane. Gene Ontology annotation, molecular function: tumor necrosis factor receptor binding.